This is a messenger RNA of Hyalella azteca, 1773 nucleotides long. Its product is annotated as UDP-glycosyltransferase UGT5-like. The record is from RefSeq and is a predicted model, not a curated record. Gene Ontology annotation, molecular function: UDP-glycosyltransferase activity. The transcript is spliced from 7 exons. NCBI's taxonomy places the organism in Eukaryota, Metazoa, Arthropoda, Malacostraca, Amphipoda, Hyalellidae. The coding region runs from base 1 to 1428 and encodes 475 amino acids.
AUGCCCGGUAAUGUUACCAAUUCUAUCUCGGUUAUCGGUGGCUCACUCGCCAUUCAGCAUCCCAACAUCACAUAUUUAUACAACCCCGAUUUCAGUGAAGCCAUUAAAAAGUAUAAAUAUUUUGAUGCCGUUGACGAUGGCUGGAAGCACAUAGAGCACACGAGGAAUCUGAUCGCUUCUGCUUUUGAAUCUGCGUACGCAUCCGAAGAGUUUAUGGAUGUUUACCGACGGCGUAAAGAAUUUGACCUCAUGGUGGUCGAUCAUUUGGCCUUAAUAGGCUUGGCACCAUUCCUGCAUGAGAGCCCCUUCAUAAUCUACUGUACGACUAUGUUGAAUCCACUGCAUAGCGCCAACAUUGGCAACAUUCACAGUCCCGCAGUUCUGUCGAGUUCCGUAACAGACUACAGGCAACCGUACUCAGCUUUGGACCGCUUGAGAAAUCUUUUCACGACCCUGGCGUUCGCUGUUAUUUGGAGUAUUAUCGUGAGGUCAAAAGUCGACUCUGAAGUGAUUUCCAAGCGGUUUCCUCAUGUGCCAUCUUCGUACGAGCUGGAAAAGAAUGCAAGUCUCACUCUAAUAAAUACUCACUUCUCGCUCGACGGGCCAAUUCCUCUGCUGCCCAACCAAGUCAUGGUCGCCGGCAUGCUGCUGCGACCCGAGCGUCCUCUACCAGAGAAAAUCGAAAGCUUUGUUCGAGGCAACGCUUCAACGAUCCUGUUUAGCACCGGCACUUUCAUUCGUCUGAACACUAUGCCGGAGAAAUUAAAGGAGAUGUUCUUCUCGGUCUUUUCAAAGUUGCCGUAUAAAAUCGUUAUGAAGUAUCACGCUGAACCAGAGGAAUUUAAGAAUGUAACAAAUAUUUACUUCUUGGACUGGAUACCUCAGAGUGACCUAUUAGCCCACGCCAACACGAAGCUAUUCAUCAGCCACUGCGGUGUCAACGGUGUUCAAGAGGCCGUCUAUUACGGAGUGCCGAUGAUAUGCAUUCCUGUGCACGGUGACCAUCAUAAAAUGGCUGAAAAGGUUCAUCACAGAGGCCUGGGAAUACGACUGGAAUGGAAGAAAAUUUCAGAAGAGAUCCUAAAUCAAUCAAUCCAUGAAAUAAUAACAAAUACCAGCUACCGAGACAAAGUUCAUGAAGUUUCAUUGGUGUGGAGAGACCAAAUGGAAAGUCCCCUGCAAAGAGCCGUAUACUGGGUGGAAUACGUUGCUAGGUUCAGAGGUGCACCGCAUCUCAGAUCUCCAGCCAUGGAUUUGAGUUUGAUACAGAUAUUCUAUUUGGAUUUGCUACUUGUAAUUAAUUUGUUUAUAUACGUGACGUAUAGAAUUGUAUUCCAACGACCAAAUUUCCAUUUCAGCUCGAUGCAUCGAAAUUUGAAGAGAUUCUUCGGUUUCAGCCAAGAAGCAGCUCGGUUAAAAAGAGAGUAGUGUUUCACAUAGCAUUACUGUAGAUGCGUUCAUUAUUGAACGUGUUUAGCUUGAACUAGGAUAUGAAAGCUUGAAAUCUGAUUAUUUUGACUGAAAUAAAACUGAUUUGUCCAUUAGAAAAAGGCUAGUUGGACGCUAUAAAAAACAUUAUUUAAUAUUAGUGUCAAUUGUUGAACGGAUAGUUGGGCCCUAUACAAAAAUUAUAAAUAAUGUGUUCAGCAUUGAAGAUAGAGCCAGGAAAGUUGGCCUGUUGCCGAUUCCUGACUUCGAAGGAUAUUUACAGGUAGCUGCGGGUUCUGGACCCGAAAGUACGAGGUUAUUUACGGAAACUCCCUGAUUUGAAAA